Molecule: messenger RNA, 771 nt
Organism: Symbiodinium natans
Lineage: Eukaryota; Dinophyceae; Suessiales; Symbiodiniaceae
Source: the annotation of a GenBank genome assembly
AUGGUCACUCACAACUGGGGCAACAGCUUCAACGAUCUACUGGCAGCAGUCAUCUCGGAUGCUCUGCAGGAAUGCAGUUUCAAGCUGGCAGCACGGCUGCUGGAGGAAGACUGCACCUUCCUUGGCGAGAUCCUGGGAAAGGCCGGUCACUUAUGUGGAACAUACUGGAUUUGUGCUUUUGCGGUGAACCAGCAUGUCAGCAUUUGCCACAGCAAUCCUUUUGACCGGGAUCCUUUAACGGAUCAGCUGCACCCAGUGUGCUCUUGCAGCUGCGUGAACAUCUCCGAUCCCGAUGGGCAAAGUACUUUGUCAGAAAUUAACAAGUUCGACGACAUGAUGUAUCAUCUGGCAGCAACCGGAGGCUGCAGGCAAGUGAUUGCGGUCGACCAAUCUCUUGACUUGUUUCAUCGCGCUUGGUGUGUGGCUGAGAUAGCUGAAGCCAGGCGCCUGCAAAUGUCUCAGUCGUUAAAGCUCGUAUCCAAACUGGCCAUCCAACAGCGCGCUCGGAAGUUGGAGGACCUGGAUGUUCGGAGUAUGCAAGCGUCCUCUGACAGGGACAAAGAGCUCAUUCUUGCCAGGAUUGGGAAUGUUGAUGAGUUCAACACCGAGCUGCAGUCAUUGAUUUUUGACCCAAAGUCAGGCCUCCUUGCGUCCUGGAAGGCCAUGGAUAGUCUGCAGCAGAUGGGAGAAGUGGGUCGGCUCAUUCGAUGGGGCCUUGCUGAUGCUGGCAGCGGAAAGGUCUGGAAGGCGUGGGAUUGUCAUGAUGUUUAG